Molecule: messenger RNA, 689 nt
Organism: Selaginella moellendorffii
Lineage: Eukaryota; Viridiplantae; Streptophyta; Lycopodiopsida; Selaginellales; Selaginellaceae
Product: AP-2 complex subunit sigma
Exons: 6
Coding region: 100-528 (142 amino acids)
Biological process (GO): protein transport; clathrin-dependent endocytosis
Cellular component (GO): intracellular membrane-bounded organelle; AP-2 adaptor complex
Molecular function (GO): clathrin-cargo adaptor activity
Source: RefSeq, a predicted model, not a curated record
CUUCCCUCCCUUGUUAGAUGAGAACCCUAAAUCUUCCUCUCUUUAACCCUAGCCAAGAAGAGCAAGACGACCAAGAGGAUUGGCGCGCGCCUGGACGAAAUGAUUAGAUUCAUCCUCUUGCAAAAUCGCCAGGGGAAGACUCGUCUCGCCAAGUACUAUGUCCCGCUCGAAGACUCCGAGAAGCAAAAGCUCCAGUAUGAGGUGCACAGGCUCGUUGUCAAUCGCGAUCCAAAGUUCACGAAUUUCGUAGAGUUUCGCACACACAAGGUGAUCUAUCGACGCUACGCCGGGCUCUUCUUCUCAAUGUGUGUGGAUAUCACGGAUAACGAGCUGGCCUACCUCGAGAGCAUCCACCUCUUUGUGGAGAUCCUAGACCAUUUCUUCAGCAACGUUUGCGAGCUAGAUCUGGUUUUCAACUUCCACAAGGUUUACUUGAUCCUCGACGAGUUCAUUCUUGCUGGCGAGUUACAAGAAACCAGCAAAAAGGCAAUAAUCGAGCGGAUGGCAGAACUAGAGCGGCAGGAGUGACCAUCAUCUCAAAAGACAAUAGGCAGCCUCCGGGCUCGCACAAAGGCAUCGAGUUUAUCCCAAAACUCGAGAACUGCCGUGCGGUCCUGGUGCCUCUUGUGCUUGCUCAGCUGUUUAGCAAACAAAGAAGAGUAAGAAGGCAUUCGUUUUUCUCGCGAUUC